CCUCUCAWAGGGAUCUGGUUUCAUGACCUUUGCUGAAAACAACCGAUAAASGUCAGAGCGAGUCUACCAAACAUCCUAUUCUACUGCAGCAACAAAGAACGAAGAUGAACCUCUUCGGCAAAUUUGGUUUACAAUUGGUUCUUGCGACUGUGUUCCUGUGUGUAGUCGAGUCGCUUCCGCGCAGUGGACUAGCACGCUUUCGUUCAAGAUCUUUCCGUUCUUCUUCCAACGUACAGUGUGGAGGAACCAUUAGAGGUACUUCUGGAGAAAUCUCUUCACCGAACUUUCCAAGGAACUACCCGGACGAAAUUGAAUGCCGAUGGAAAAUUAUUGGAGAAAUAGGAUCUCGUAUUACACUUACCUUCAGAGAUUUUAAGGUGGAAACAAGUCAUGAAUGUGAGUACGAUUCUCUUGAGAUCUACAAUGGCGAGAGAAAAGUGGACAGUAAAAGAAUUGCCAAACUCUGCGGAGCAACGCUUCCACGGGUCAUCGUGUCAGAGGAAUCGUCUCUAUUUCUUCGCUUCCAUUCUGAUUUCUCUGUCAACUUUGAGGGAUUUCGACUGGACUUCACUCAAUCAGGCUGUAGUCGUCGAUAUACAGGUCUGAGUGGAACCRUUACGUCACCAAACCAUCCGAAUGUGUAUCCGUUGUCCGUAGACUGUACUUAUACCAUUGAAGUUCCGACAGGCAAAAGAAUUUCUCUCGCUUUUAGCCACUUUGAAGUCGAGGUAGAGGAAGAUUCCAGUGGUUGUAUAUAUGAUUACGUUCAGGUUUUUGAUGGUUCUAGUAUUGCUGAUCAUUCACUUGGCAAAUUCUGUGGUAAACGGUUACCUGCACUUGUACGUUCAACGUCCAACUUCAUGACCAUCAAGUUUGUUGCAGAUCAGUCUAUAAGCCACUCUGGGUUCAGCGCUCGAUACCAAGUUGAGACUCCAGGAAUUUUUGACCCAUGUCGUAUUAAUAAYGGUGGCUGCUCUCACAUGUGUACGAGCAGAGGGCAGAGACGCCAUUGCUCUUGCCAUCCUGGCUACGUUUUGGCCUUUGAUGAAGAAACAUGUACAGACAUUGAUGAAUGCCAAGUCAAUAAUGGUGGGUGCAGGAGUCAGUGUGUCAAUACUCCAGGCAGUUUUCACUGUGUGUGUGAAGAGGGAUAUACUCAAUCUAAGGAUAACAAAACAUGUGUCAAUAUAAACGAAUGCGCAACAAAGCAACACAAGUGUGAGCAAGUAUGCCGUGAUUCUGAAGGCAGUUACUACUGCGAGUGUCGCCAAGGAUAUCAACUGGAUACAAAUGGAUACUCUUGUAUAGAUAUAAAUGAAUGCAAGAUGSCAACAAGUUUUCACCAUUGUAAUCAAAUCUGCAUCAACACCCCGGGGAGCUACUACUGCAAAUGUCGCGAUGGAUUUAUUUUGAGUGCCAAUGGACGAAUCUGCCGAGAUCAGGAUGAAUGUAUGAUGGGUGGCGUGCAGUGUGACCAGAGGUGUAUCAACACGGCAGGUAGCUUCWKCUGCGCGUGUUUCCCUGGAUUCAGGCCCAAUACAGUGAUGCCUAACAAAUGCGUUGAUGUUGAUGAAUGUCAAGAGGGUUUGCCUGAUUGUCAUACUUGUGUUAACUCAGAAGGAAGUUUUCACUGUCUUUGUGAUAAGGGUUACAUAGAAGCCGAUAACCGUACCAGAUGUAAAGAUAUUGAUGAGUGUAUGAAAAACAAUGGUGRAUGUUCGCAACUGUGCGUCAAUACUGCAGGAGGCUACCACUGCAAGUGUGAAGCUGGUUACAAUGCUACUGAUUCAGAGUCCCGCAAGUGUACAGAUAUCAACGAGUGCGCAUCGCAUGAUGGGAAGGGUGACUGUGAUCACAUGUGCACCAACACCGCGGGCUCAUUCAAGUGCUCCUGCCAUGCUGGAUAUUUCUUGACAGAAGAUGGACUAACGUGUCAAGAUAUUGAUGAAUGUAAAGUACUUAACGGGGGAUGUAAACAGAAAUGUGUUAACUUCCCUGGGAACUUUACGUGCGCCUGUCAUGAUGGGUAUUUAACUAUAGGAAAGAAUGGAUCGGACUUCAUCUGUCAGGAUAUAGCUUUCAUUGUCAGUGUCUGUCUGGAUAUACUUUAGAUGCCAAUGGCAAAACAUGUACUGAUAUCGAUGAAUGCAGUCAAGGGAUGUGUGAGAGAGAAUGCAUCAAUAUACAGGGUAGCUACCUUUGUAUGUGUCCUGAUGGAUAUGAAUUGGCUCCAGACAAACGUCACUGCAGAGACAUUGAUGAAUGUUCAAGCAAUAAUGGGGACUGUGACCAGAUAUGUGUCAAUACUAACGGCAGCCACCAUUGUCGAUGCAAAAGUGGAUAUGAACGGCUAGGGGACCAGAAGACAUGUAGAGACCUGGACGAGUGUAGCAUCAACACAGCCUGCUGUAACCAAGGGUGUGUUAACACCGAGGGAGGGUACAACUGCACUUGCUCAAAGGGGUUUACUCUGACCAGUAGAUGUACCUGUACUGAUAUUGAUGAAUGCGCGGUAAGAAAUGGUAAUUGUCAACAGAUCUGCACGAACAAGCCUGGUAACUAUGGUUGUUCCUGUUCUCCCGGUUUCUUAGUUGAUUCGCUGGAUCCCACACGUUGUCAAGAUAUCGAUGAAUGUAAAACGGGUAACGGUGGUUGCCAACACAACUGCACUAACACCAUAGGUACAUACCAGUGYACCUGCCACCCAAAGUUUAAACUACAGGCCGAUGGCAAGUCGUGUGGACAUUGCCCGACUUGCGAUGAUUUUGAGUCGUUACUUCAAACCGUGCAAAUCUUAAAGAAACAGGUGGCAUCUUUAGAGGCGUGGCGCCAGAGUAUUCAUCGUGGUUGUAUUGAUGACAACUUUGACUUUCAUCCAGAGGACAGCUCAUGGAAAAUAACUUCCUGUAUUAUUUGUUCAUGUGAGAAAGGCAAGAUUAUGUGUGAGCCCAUAAUGGGAUGUAAAGCUUCCGACGAAAUAACCAUCAGUACUGAAAAACCCCAGGAUGUUCACUCACAACCCGUUACUCCUACUAAAGUGACAACUGAUGAUGAUGAUGAGCCCGGCUCUGCGAGCACUGGUACUAGAGCUAAUGAAGAGGACCCGUUGUUCACCAUCAACAGGAGACGGCAGUGAUUAUUGUAGGUCUGGAGGUCUACACAACCUAGCGUCAAAAAGGGUAGUAAUAAUAGUUGCACAUUGUUGAUAUAGUUUAAUAAGGGAGCUAUGAUAAAGAGAAUUAAGGCAAAAUGAAAACAAUUAUAAAUGCAUGAAUAAUAUGGACGAAAAGCARCAAUAUUAAUCUGUCCUUUGAUUUAAUCUACGUCCAAAAAUUGUACUUGUUGUAGUUUUUUUAGCGGCAAAAGGAAAAAAAACUAAUCUAAAUUAACACCAAAAGAUUACUUAGUACUCGACAAACGAGUACUCAGUAAUAAAGUGUAAUGCUUAAGCAUUUUAUUCGAAAAUUCUUGGCGUUUUUAAAACCUCGCAUGCAUUUCGCUUAAGGGACGUAAGGCUAAUGARGUGUUUGCGGGCCGGAAUGGAACGAAAUCAUCAUCAGAGCUCUUUUUUCACUUAAAUUUUCAAAGAUUUAAACAGUGAAAAAUUGAAGCGAAGCCAGAGGAAAAUCGUCCUUAAUGAACUUAGAUUAGUCAGUUCUUCUUUUAAAACAACGGCGUUCAUUKUCUUUUGUGUUUUAUCUGAGCGUCCACAAGAAAUUGCAUUAUCUCAUAAUGGUAAACAUUUUUGUUCAAUUAUU
This is a messenger RNA of Actinia tenebrosa (Australian red waratah sea anemone), 3758 nucleotides long. RefSeq lists its product as uncharacterized. Lineage: Eukaryota; Metazoa; Cnidaria; Anthozoa; Actiniaria; Actiniidae. Gene Ontology annotation, molecular function: calcium ion binding. The record is from RefSeq and is a predicted model, not a curated record.